Molecule: messenger RNA, 1320 nt
Organism: Tetrahymena thermophila SB210
Lineage: Eukaryota; Ciliophora; Oligohymenophorea; Hymenostomatida; Tetrahymenidae
Product: DHHC zinc finger protein
Exons: 6
Biological process (GO): protein targeting to membrane; peptidyl-L-cysteine S-palmitoylation
Cellular component (GO): Golgi apparatus; endoplasmic reticulum
Molecular function (GO): protein-cysteine S-palmitoyltransferase activity
Source: RefSeq, a predicted model, not a curated record
AUGAAUUCUUAGAAACUUAAAAAACUAUAAGGAAACUUAUUUGUAGUUUUAAUCAUUUGUAUAAUCUGCUUUAUUUAUUUUUGCAAUGUAAAAUUGGUGUGGAUUGAUAGAAGGCCAAGUAAUUUCUGGACAUAUCUCUACCUCAUAAUAUUCAACGUUUUCUCAUUUAUGCUAGCAUGGUCCCUAAUUGUCACUAUGUUCACUGAUCCAGGUCGUGUUCCUUAAAAUUGGGGCUACUUUUUAGACGAUCAUGAGCAUAAAAAGAGAAGAUAUUGCUUGAUUUGCCAUAUUUUUAAGCCAGAAAGAUGUCAUCAUUGCUCAGCUUGCAAUAGAUGUGUUUUAAAUAUGGACCAUCACUGUCCUUGGUUAGGAAACUGUAUUGGAUUUAAAAACAGAAAAUUCUUUAUUUUGCUCCUUUUCUACGUAAACGUAACAACUUGGCUUGCUAUGUUUGGAAUGAUUGGAGAAAUAUUUAAUAUCAUGGUGUCAAUUAAGUAAAAACUUGGAGGAGAUGACACAAUAACGAUUUCAUGGUUCUCUGAUUUCUUGAUUGUUGCUUCGUUUGGGCUCGAUAUAACAGCUAUGGUUAUAAUAGGAAUUUUCUUUAAAUUCCAUUUAGAUUUAAUUUUUAUGAACACUACUACUUUAGAAAAUUUAGAUAGAAAGCGUAACAACUCAUCCUCAUCUCCUUAACCUAACAAUGAAAUAAAUAAGUCCAUAAUUAUAAUUCGGGAUAAUAAUAGCAACAGCAAUAACAAUAACAACAAUAAUAAUAUUAAUAGUAAUAGUAAUAAUAAUAAUAAGCAUAGCAGUAUGGAUAAGCUAGAAAUUUUAAUAACAAUGCAUAUAACGGAAAUUUCCAAGCUAAAUAAUAAUAACAAUAACAAAUGGGAAAUGGCUUUAAUUAAUAAUAGUAUAACCAAGGAUAUUAGUAAAAUAGUAACUUCUAUAGAAACCAAUUUUGAAUGGAGAGUUUGUUAGUUUAUUGAUUUAAAUUAAUUUACAUUUCUAUUUAUCUAUGAAUUUACUUACUUACUUACUUACUAGCUUGCAAAAAUUCAUUCAUUCAUACUUACUUACAUAGAUGAAUUCUUAAUUAAUUAAUUAAAUUAAAAUAAUUAAACAUAGAUAAAUAAAGUAUUUAUUUAACUUAUUCAAUUCAUAAAUUCUAUAUUUUAGAAAUCUUAAAUUUAAUUGGCAAAACUUCAAAACUUUGUUUUAUUUUUAACUUUCUUUUUAUUCAAAAAUAGUUACUUCAAUGUACAUUCAAAUUAAAAUAAAAGUUGUUGUUUAAAUUUUAUAUAUUUACUUUUCAAGUGA